Molecule: messenger RNA, 621 nt
Organism: Phalaenopsis equestris
Lineage: Eukaryota; Viridiplantae; Streptophyta; Magnoliopsida; Asparagales; Orchidaceae
Exons: 1
Source: RefSeq, a predicted model, not a curated record
CAAGCUUGGAAAAUUGAGGGUGUUAAGGAACCUUGGUAUGUUCUCUGGCAAUUACAUAAGAAAGUAGCUAGUAGAUUGAGAAGAUGGAACUUUCAAGAUUUUGGUAAUGUUCAUCUCAAGGUCACUGAGGCUCAAAUGAUGGUUGAUUCCUUAGAACAUCAGGUGAUCUCUAAUCCCUCACUUGAGAAUGAGGUGGCUAAGGCACAUACUUCUUUUCUUGGGGCUGUCUCUCUUGAGGAACAAUUUUUAUACCAAAAGCAAAUGACAUAUCCUUUACCAAUGAGGAUCGUUCACGCUUCCAUUAAGCACAGGAGGAACAUUAAUACCAUUCUAAAAAUUAAAUCCCAAAAUGGGGAUAUGAUUACUGAUGAAGAAGGUAUUGGUAACAAUGCGGUGAAAAUUUUCACUGAUUUAUUGACUUUUAACACCCAAGUGCUUCAUGUCAACUCUACUAUUUUUGAUGAAGAGAGGGAAUAUGUGGCUGGACUUUCUCCUGUCGAUGUUCCUUCCGAACAAGAGAUUUUCUUGGCUUUUAAGGAUAUAAAUCCUAAUAAGGCUUCUAGACCUGAUGGUUUUACAUCAGCCUUUUAUGUGCAUUGUUGGAGAAUUAUAAAAAAGGAG